AUGUACCGUGAAAUCUCAUGUUUGGAUACUCUGAUCAUAGCAGCCAUCCUGCGCGAUCCUUUGCUGUUAUUCCGUCUUGCCGCGCUGUCGAGCCUUUUUAUGGCCAAGGUGUGGGUGACAUUUGGGGAUGGCAUAGACGAGAAUGGGCGUCCUGUGAAGGAACGCCUGAUCCCCGGUAAUGCGCGGGGUGUUGUCUUGGACAUCGGAGCAGGUCACGGACACACAGUGAAAUAUUUGGACCGGGAGAAAGUGAUCAAGUACAUUGCGCUCGAGCCCAACCAGCAUAUGCACCCUGAAAUCCGACAGAACGCUGCUAAUGCUGGUUUCUCCGAGGCAGCUGAAACACUCUUGAUCUUGCCCUAUGGUGCAGAGGAGACGUCGCUCAUAGUAUCUGCUCUUGGCGGGCCUCAUGCAGUUGACACCAUCAUCUCUAUCUUGGUCCUCUGCUCCAUUCCAUCCCCGGAAACCUCACUGCGUGCUCUCAUUGACCAGGUCCUGAAGCCGGGAGGACAGUUACUCUUCUAUGAGCACGUCCUUAGCCCAAGGGAGGAUGUCGCAUGGUGGCAGAGGUUCUGGACACCGCUCUGGAAGAGAGCAUUUGAUGGAUGUUGUCUUGACCGGCCCACACAUACAUGGGUACAGAAAAUGAACUGUUGGCAAUCAGCAGAGGUGUCUACCGGUGGAGUUGAUGAGGAUGAGGAAAAUCUGUUCUGGCAUCGAGUGGGUAUAUUCGUCAAGAAGUAAUGAAAUGAUCUUUGUUC
Molecule: messenger RNA, 761 nt
Organism: Laetiporus sulphureus 93-53
Lineage: Eukaryota; Fungi; Basidiomycota; Agaricomycetes; Polyporales; Laetiporaceae
Product: S-adenosyl-L-methionine-dependent methyltransferase
Exons: 3
Coding region: 1-744 (247 amino acids)
Source: RefSeq, a predicted model, not a curated record